AUGAAAGACGAGGCGAACAAGUACUUUAAAGAUCAGAGCUACGAUGCAGCGAUCGAGCUCUACUCAAGAGCGAUCGAUGCCCAUCCCACAGCUGUUCUCUAUGGAAAUCGCUCUAUGGCCUACUUGAAAAAGGAACUUUAUGGAAGCGCGUUGGAGGACUCGGACAAAGCGAUCGAAACCGAUGCAGCUUAUGUGAAGGGAUACUAUCGACGAGCGACUGCAAAUAUGGCGCUAGGACGAUUCAAGAAAGCUCUCAAGGAUUAUGAGGCUGUUGUUAAGGCCUGCCCAAAAGAUGCGGAUGCUAUCCAGAAACGCUCGGAAUGCUCAAAGAUUGUCAAGAGAAUCGCUUUCGAGAAUGCGAUCUCGUGCGAUCACGACAAGAAGAGCAUCACCGAAUCAAUAAACGUCGAUUCGAUGGAAGUAGAAAACUCCUACACCGGUCCCAAACUCGAUUCGGCGAUCACAAAAGAGUUCAUGGUGGAUCUCAUUAAGACUUUCAAAGACCAAGGCUCUUUGCAUAGGAAAUACGCUUACAAGAUUCUUCUUGACAUUUAUGCUUACUUCAAAGAUCAACCGUCGAUGAUCGAAAUUACGGUUCCAGAUAAGAAAAAGUUUACGAUUUGUGGUGAUGUGCACGGGCAAUUCUACGAUCUUUGCAAUAUUUUUGAGAUUAACGGGUUACCAAGCGAGGAAAAUCCUUAUUUAUUCAAUGGUGAUUUCGUGGAUCGGGGUUCUUUCUCGGUGGAGACGAUCUUCACGCUUUUUGGCUUCAAACUUCUCUACCCUAAUCAUUUCUUCAUGUCCAGAGGAAAUCACGAAAGUGACACGAUGAACAAAAUGUACGUGGAAAAGUUUUUGUUUGUCAUGGCGGUCUUUUCAAGGAGGACGGUGUCACUUUUGGAGGAUAUCCGCAAAACGGAUCGAGUUCGACAACCGCCCGAGGAGGGAAUCAUGUGUGAUUUGCUGUGGUCCGACCCUCAACCGAUCAAUGGCCGGUGUCCCUCGAAGCGUGGAGUCGGCUGCCAAUUUGGACCCGACAUCAGCAAAAGAUUCUGUGAUACAAAUGGCAUUCAAUAUGUUGUACGAUCACAUGAGGUCAAGCCGGAGGGAUGGGAGAAACACCAUGACGGACGAGUGUACACCGUGUUCUCGGCUCCGAAUUACUGCGAUCAGAUGGGGAACAAGGGCGCGUUCUUGACGAUCCAGGGUCCCGACUUCACUCCCCGUUUCACUUCAUUCGAUUCGCAAUUCUUGACGAUUUCCGCUUUUGAUCUCGCGGUAACACUCGAUCCGGCGAUUCCUACUGUACCACCAACUGCCCAUGAGAACCCGGACACAUGCAUCGGGCAUUGUGCUCUCGCUUUUGUUGAAUCAAUCGGUGGCCAACUUGGACCUGAUAGAGCCGUCUCUCUGCUCCAACUCAAUUACAACGAUUUUCUUCGCGCUUUCAGCAACACAACCUUUUUUGAGAUGUUUUGUGGAAUCUAUCACUCUUUUCAACAUUGUGCAUCAAAAUGUGAAACUGGAUACUUGCAUCAAAUGUUAAUGCGAUCUUCCGAAAUCAUUGAUCAUUAUUGUGUCUACAAUCGAAAAGCAAUCGGUGAGAAAUUCCCGUGUCUUUCUUCAAUUCGUCCAUCUGAUCAAUGCCUUAAAACUUGCACUUCACAUCACGAUGCUGUCACUUCACUAAUUGGAAAUUUUAGACAUUUGGCUCUUAAUGGAGACACGUCACAAGCUGAGCGAUAUCUUGAGGAAAGUUGCGAAUAUGUCAUCUGUUCCCUGCACUGCGAUGUGCCCACAAUAGCGCAUGACUGUGAUUUCGAGACGGCGAAUUUGGUAAUCAACUUGACGAGACGAAGCUUUGAGUCGAUGCAGAGCCUUGCACUCGACAUGGGCACACUCAAAAAAUGGCCAAAAAUGUGCGAGGAUAUUUCAACGUAUCGUCUACCACAGCCAAGUAUCGCUCCGAAAUUCGAUGGGAAUUCGUUGAUUGCUGAAGUGGCACCCGUUUUUCCAACAACCAAACCACCACAAUCGGCUCGACAAUCGGCUCAACAAUCAGCUUCACAAUCGGCUUCACAAUCAGCUUCACAAACGGCUCCGAUAAUUGAAAAUUCGAAAGGAAAAAUUUCGAUCAUAAUCAUUUUAACUAUUUUAAUUGUUUUUUUCUUAUAU
Mesorhabditis belari is the source of this 2175-nucleotide messenger RNA. The record is from the annotation of a GenBank genome assembly. NCBI's taxonomy places the organism in Eukaryota, Metazoa, Nematoda, Chromadorea, Rhabditida, Rhabditidae.